Molecule: messenger RNA, 546 nt
Organism: Aspergillus wentii DTO 134E9
Lineage: Eukaryota; Fungi; Ascomycota; Eurotiomycetes; Eurotiales; Aspergillaceae
Product: ankyrin repeat domain-containing protein
Exons: 2
Coding region: 1-546 (181 amino acids)
Molecular function (GO): protein binding
Source: RefSeq, a predicted model, not a curated record
AUGGCUUCAUCUCAGUUACAGCAAGAAGCCAAAGAGGCAGCUUUCCAAGGCGACGUCGCAACGCUCCAACGGUGUUUUGAAAAUGGACUUUCAGCAAUGGAUAAAAAGGUCUACCUUAACGCCUUACAAAAUGGAGAUGUUAAGACCUUUCAAGUGAUUCUAGAUGCCGGUGGGGAUAUCAAUUUCACGAUGGGCUACAGCGGUUCCCCAUUAAUCUCUGCACUGCGACACAAGCACCAGAAUCUCCUUGAAUUUCUUUUCUCACGUGGUGUUGAUCCCAACAUGGGAACCUAUGGUCAACGGCUGCCCCCCCCUCAGCGUGGCCGUGCGUAUGGGGCGGAUGUUAAUGAGAUUCCAUUUCUACAUGUGGUUGCCUUUGUUGACUACCACCGUGAAGGGACGCCUCUCCACUGGGCAAUUGCUGGGGGUCAUGCUGAGGCUGUGGAGCUCCUGCUGGAGCAUCAUACAGAUCUAAAUAUGGUUGAUGUGGAGGGAGUCUCUGCCAGUGACCGUUUAAGUGAGUUUAGGAACAGUCUCGGCCUUUAA